AUGAAGAAGGGAAAGCCAACUCAGAGCGCCGCUGGUACAGCAGUGUCGACAACGGAAGGGGAGGGAGAUGAAGGAGCGAGAGGUGACGGUAAUGACGGUAGAAAAAAUGAAAAUCCAACGACAACAUCAACAGCAGCAGUGACGUCAAACACAUUCCCCGUGAGCGAACUGGAGCGCAUCCACUAUGAUCAGGGAUGCAAGUCGGUUAUAGGGCCGAGGCUGUGUAGUACCGCUUAUGCCCCACGCUUUGGCCGAGUUUCCGUUGCGCACUCUUACAUGAGAACACCGUUGACGUGUCAGGCUUCGCUGCAGGAGAGUGGCUCUAUGCCUCUGCCUGCGCAUCUGCCACACGACAAUCUGCCCACUGAGAUGGCAGGCGGGCUGCUGGGCCAUUCUCUCGACUCACCAAUGGGCAGCACAUUUGGACGUUUUUCGCCAGCACUCGCCCAAACAAUACCAAUAUUGCCGGUGACGUCUCCUGCGGGAACGACGCCCGAAUCUGUCAGCAUCGAAUGCCAUGACCAGUUGGUUGACGGCCGUGCGCAUAGAACAGUGUCAAGGCCCAUCUCAUCACAUCAUAAGGGGACAUGGUCACCUUCAACGCGGCUAAUGUCACUGGGGAUCACCGCAGCAAAUAAUACUUCUGGUGGUUUUGCGCAUCGGUCGAGGGCGCAGAGCCUGCUGAAACCGCUGGCCUCUGUUCAGGACCCUGACGUGGCCUCUGCGGUGCUGGAACACAACCGCAACACCCUCAUUGCGGAGCUGGAAAGGCGGAAGAAAUCUUUACAACGACAAUUGGCAAAGAUGCGCAAGGAGGUGUCUGCCAACAACAUUUUUGCCCUUGUGCGGGCGAGCAAUGCCUCACAAAUCAUGCACCUACUGGAAAAUAAACUCUGCGACGUGAAUAAACGGGACUACAAUGGAUGUACACCGCUUCACGUGGCGGCACUUGAAGGAAAUCAGGCAAUUGUGCGAGUGCUAAUCUCGUUCGGGGCUGACAUUAUGGCUACAGACAACAUUGGGCGAACGCCACUUGACUGGGCCGCUGCAAACCGGCACAGCGGUGUAUGCCGCUACCUCUUAGGCGUCACACAGUACCUCUUGUUGAUGCAAAAACGGCGACAGCAAGAACAACCACAGUUGCAAUUUGAAGACUCAUUGGCAUCUACCAGCUGUACCUCUCGGGGGGACAGUGUUUCUCUUCGUGGGACAGGCAGUCUUGUUGUGCCGUUACUUGCGAGACGUGUGUCACCUUUUUGCAACACACUCAUGUCCUUUGCGAAUUCGUCCACAGCAAUAGAUAUUGACACCUCUGGUGAACAACAGAACGAUCUUGUCACUGGCGAUGUCCUGGCAGGCCUUCCCCCGGACAAGGUUUCGCUGUUAAGUGCACCAAAUGCCGUGGCCACCGACGCCGUUUCGAAUGACGAGCAUCACGAUGAUGAAACAGAUGCAGAAGGAGAGGAUAACUACACCUCCCUCAAGUUCUCAAGCUACAGCACCAUCUCCGACACGGUUUCACUUGUGGUGUGCAUGGUUGGGCUGCCGGGGCGCGGGAAGUCCUUCAUUGCCCACCGCCUCUCGCGGUAUCUCAACUGGAAAGGCUUGCCUUGUCGCGUGUUCAACGCGGGAAAUUAUAGGCGCCAACUGCUUGGUGUGGACACCACGGCGGGGUCGGCGUUCUAUGACCCGAACAACGCAACAGGGAAGCAGUUGCGCGACAAGAUGGCGGACCUUUCCUGCCACGAUCUUGUAGACUUUAUCGCCCAGCACCGUUUCGCCGUUGGGGUUUUUGAUGCAACCAACACCACAAAAGCAAGGCGAAGUCACCUUGUGGAACUUUUCUCUCAUCUGGCAAAACAGAGAAAUGUGGAUUGUCGUGUCAUCUUUAUUGAAUCUAUCUGCACUGACGAAACCAUCAUAACAGAGAACAUACUGCGUGCCAAGUGCGGUAAUGAUGACUUUAAAAAUGUCACCGCCACAAGUGAAGUGAUUGCCUCCUUCCGUUCACGUAUUGUGGAGUAUGAGAAGGUAUAUGAACCUCUCGAUUACGCAGAAGAUUUGAGCUUUAUACGCAUCGUUAACGUGAAGCACCACGUUGUUUUGUACAAGGUACCAUGUGGGUUGGCAAGCCGCAUCGCCUUCUUCCUGUUGAACCUCCACCCCGUGGCGUAUCCCAUCUACAUUGCACUUCCUGGCGAAACGGAGGGCGACCACAAUCAUGUAUAUGGUGGGGGCGAACGACUCACCUCACUUGGUCAUACGUUCGCUGUGGCGAUGAAGAAAUUUAUUCUGGAGCGCUACGUACCACACAUGGUAGUCCUUCACGGAACGAACCCCAGCGUGCUGAACACGCUGAAGCCUCUCACACAAGCGUUGGAAGAUGACACUGAAGAUGACAGCGACAAUACGACAGACAAGGAAGAAAGCGGUCUUUCCCGGGGUAUCGUUUGCCCUGAGGAGCUUCUGUGCCCGCAGCCUGGCCUUGAUAGCAUCAACUACGGUCGCUUCUGCGGGCGGACGGCGGAGUGGGUGCGGUCGAAGUACGCCAAACUUUCACGCCUUCUCUACGCUACGUCGCCAGGAGGCAGCUUGGAGUCAACGCUGAGCUUCAGUGGCACACGGGAAUCCCUUAAUGAAGAUUCAGGAAGCGGCGACCAGCAGCAACAGAAGCCGCUUUCGGGGCGCCAUCGGACUCCUGCGAGACAUUACUUCGACAAGAGCGCGCAGGCAAUUCGUCGCUUCCGACACGUCCCGAACGGUGCCGACCCACGCAUGUCGUACUGCGUGCAGUUCCCCAACGGUGAAAGUUGUCGACAGGUGAACGUGCGCCUUGAGCCGGCACUGAUGGCGGUGAUGCGUUCGCAGGGUCCCGUCUUUGUUUUGGCGUCCCAGGUCCCCGCUCAGGGGACUCUUGCCUUUUUCACAGACGUCAUGCCGGAGAUGACGCCGACGCUGCGGCUUCCGCGACACGCAGUGGUGGAGAUUGGCGUGAAGGGCGACAUCACAAUGCACCAGCUUGUGGAGUCGUCUGACGAGACGCUGCACCUGGAUGCACAGUAA
Trypanosoma grayi is the source of this 3063-nucleotide messenger RNA. Its product is annotated as putative 6-phosphofructo-2-kinase/fructose-2,6-biphosphatase. The transcript has a single exon. Gene Ontology annotation, cellular component: cytosol. Bases 1 to 3063 code for a protein of 1020 amino acids. NCBI's taxonomy places the organism in Eukaryota, Euglenozoa, Kinetoplastea, Trypanosomatida, Trypanosomatidae. The record is from RefSeq and is a predicted model, not a curated record. Gene Ontology annotation, molecular function: 6-phosphofructo-2-kinase activity; protein binding; ATP binding. Gene Ontology annotation, biological process: fructose metabolic process; fructose 2,6-bisphosphate metabolic process.